AUGUCAUCACAGACUCAUUCAGCCCGAGCGGACCAGGAAAGAAUCAGUCGCAACAAGCGUGCUCCUUAUAUCCAGCGCGCCUGCUUGACGUGUAAACGACGAAAACAGCGCUGUAGUGGGGAUGAUCCGUGCAAACACUGUGAGAGUCGCGGAGUCACCUGCCAAUAUGACUUGGAGCCGGUAGCUCGUCACCUACCCCCAGACUAUCAGGGUACUCUGAGCAGCCAGGUCCAUCGCUUGAGUGAGGUAGUUGAGUCCCUGCAGGCCGAAGUUCAGUCCUUGAAGGGAUCAAUAAACCAUGGAGCCUCAGCAGCAACGGGCAAGCAGCGCACUCCGGACACUCCGGCCUCCGAGGAGUGUUCGGAGCCAGACUCCAAGCGCCGCCGAUUCGUCACCACUAUGGUCGUUUCUCCUCCGUCAACAGUGGGGCCCCGUUAUCAAGGAUUGACAUCCCCCGAGUACAGUUUUGAGCUUGCUAGUCUGAAGCUGGCUCACUUGCAGGACCCUACUGCAGUGCCUGCCUCUCACCUCGAUGCGUUCUACAACCGAGAAGAUGAACGGCAAGGAAGGACGAGGUCCAUACGAGAGGGUGAACCCGAUGGUCCAGCUGCCUUAUCCAAGGCCCACAUCCAACCCGAGCACACGUCAGUUCGGGUCUUCCUUGACAUUCCGUAUACUGAGGCCAAGAGACUGGUGGUGUCGUAUUCCAACACCGUGGGGCUGCUUCAUCCGGUGGUGGAUGUAUCCGUGAUUCUCUCACGUCUGGACGCACUGUAUGCUCGCCUGAAAGACACUCGCCAGUCGACGAGAAGUCAGCCAGCUCUUUACGACGUGAUCGUGAUCCGUCUCAUUUUGUCCAUUGCCUUGCGCAUGGAAGAGAACCAACAGACCGAAUUGAUUGCAAGCUGCUUCGAGGGCGUUGAAGAUGAGCUAAACCGCAUUCUGGCUUCUGAGCAUAUUAGUCUACGGGGCGUGAUCCUUGUCCUGCUUGGUGUCGGUCCUCCCUGCACUCCUUCUUUGGACUUUUGGACUGUUACUGAAACUGAUGAACAGGCAUUGUAUCACCUAUUCUCCGGAAGUCUACGGAUGGCGUGGAGGCUUGGAGGUGUUGCCGCCUCCCUAGCUUUGGAGCUUGGCCUCCACCGACCGAUGACACUACAGAAAGCCUUUGGUGACGAGGGAGAGCAAGUAAAGGCGAUGACCUUGAUGUGGAGCAUUUUUGUGCUGGACCAUGAAUGGAGCACGGCUCUAGGGCUUCCCCAUCACAUGGACGACGGGUCAUUGGUCCCUGCACAGCUACACCCAGUCAAGACGCAAUAUCUCAAAGCGAUGAUGUCCUACUGUGUCAUCAGUUCGAAGAUCGUGAAUGCGACUGCGGGUCUACCUGUGAACCCAGAUCUGUACGAUGAUGAACAAUUUCAAUUUAUUAAUUAUCAGAUCGACCGGUGGCAGCAGUCCGCAAUCGCCAAAGUCCAGUCUCUUUCCUCCCCAGUCCCCUCAGUCCCUUCAAGACCUGACAAGGCCUCCGAUUUCAUCCAAACGAUGCUGAGUCUGCGCGCCAAUCAGCUCCGAAUCCUCAUGCUUCGACCAUUGUUCUUCCAAGACAGCCCCGUCAAGCCCAGUCAGGCGCAGAUCUCGCAGGCAAUCGACACUGCUGUACAGACUAUCUCCAUCCUGAAGCAGUUCGAUGCACAAACCGAUUUGUAUCGCCGGCUGCACGCUCUUUUUAGUCAAUUCAUCGCCUCCGCUGCAGCCUUGAUCUUACUCAGCAUCACCUACACCUACAGCGCCCCCCUUGACAGUACGUCCAAGACCGGGUUUUCCAGCUCCAUCACGCGUGACGUCUGCGUCCCUCUCAAAGAUGUGCUGAAGCUAACCGACGCCUGCUCUGGACUAUCACCAGCAUGCGCUCAGGUCCACUGCCGUCUGCAACAUAUUCUCGGGAUCCUGGUCCGUCUUCAAUUCAUCUCGAUAGACGGCAUUUCUGCUGCGCCGACCGAGGGGCCCGUCAAUCCUACCAGUUUGCAGAACUCGGAGAGCUCCAUGAUUCCGAACUUCGCGGACCCCACUGGAGGUGACCCGAGCGAGUGGACCUUGCCAUCGCCACAGGGAGCUGACCAUGGGGGGUCAGAUCAAGCGGACUUGUUGUUCGAUUGGGCGCCACUGGCUUCGGACAAUGAUCCACCGCUGGAUCAGCUCCUUGAUGGCACGAUCUGGACGGAGUUAAACAAGCUGCUUCGGCCUCAUUUGCAACCCGAAUCCGGUCUAUCUGAGUUUACCAGUAGCCAUCCUCUCUCCUCGAGUAGAUCCCAGAAUUGA
Aspergillus japonicus CBS 114.51 is the source of this 2319-nucleotide messenger RNA. RefSeq names its product Zn(II)2Cys6 transcription factor. Gene Ontology annotation, molecular function: RNA polymerase II cis-regulatory region sequence-specific DNA binding; DNA-binding transcription factor activity, RNA polymerase II-specific; zinc ion binding. NCBI's taxonomy places the organism in Eukaryota, Fungi, Ascomycota, Eurotiomycetes, Eurotiales, Aspergillaceae. Gene Ontology annotation, biological process: DNA-templated transcription; positive regulation of transcription from RNA polymerase II promoter by galactose. The coding region runs from base 1 to 2319 and encodes 772 amino acids. The transcript has 3 exons. The record is from RefSeq and is a predicted model, not a curated record. Gene Ontology annotation, cellular component: nucleus.